Messenger RNA from Cordyceps militaris CM01, 3651 nucleotides. RefSeq names its product intermediate filament protein (Mdm1), putative. NCBI's taxonomy places the organism in Eukaryota, Fungi, Ascomycota, Sordariomycetes, Hypocreales, Cordycipitaceae. The record is from RefSeq and is a predicted model, not a curated record. Bases 1 to 3651 code for a protein of 1216 amino acids. The transcript has a single exon. Gene Ontology annotation, molecular function: phosphatidylinositol binding. Gene Ontology annotation, cellular component: intracellular membrane-bounded organelle.
AUGGCUUUGAAGCGCAGGGAUGCGAUCCUCGCCAGCAUUGUCGCCUUCAUCGCCUGGGGCUAUGCCGUGAGCUGGUUCAGCGCCCUUCGCUGGGCUGGCUAUGCCUUUGGCGGCGGCCUCCUCGUCGCCCUCGUGGUUCUCCUCGGCGCCCUGCUUCUCUCUGCGCGCAAACCACCCGAUCGCCGACCUCGGCCGCGCGCUGCCCUGUUCCUAGGCCCGCAGCGCUGGCGCGAUGAUGUGGCCGCGCUGCGCAAACGCCAGGCGUAUGAGCGCCCUUCGCUGGGUCUGCCGUCGCAGCGUGUGGCUAUGGCCGUUGAUAACAUACUUAACAUGAUCCUUCGCGACUUUGUCAAAGUCUGGUACGACAAUAUUAGCCCGAAUCCCGAAUUUCCCGACGAGAUCGACCGCGCCGUUCGCAUGGCGAUGAUAAGCUUACUCGACUGCCUUCGCGAUAAGGACCUGGUCGAUCUCGUGAUAAGCAGGGUCUUUCCCAUCUUGACAGCUCAUUUUCGAGACUUCUACGAAGCGGAGCGAUCUAUUCGAGGCAAAAAAUUAAAUAAAUCGGUUACGGAGUCGGAAGAGCUGGAUCUCGCCAUAGCCGCCAAGUACAACAACGGGAGGCUUCACCCCGCAGCUUCGCUGUCAUUUCCCGACACCAAAAUGGUUCAGCAAGAUUAUCUCAGGGGCUUGAUGACUCGAAUUUUGCCCAAGGUUAUGCCUCGACAUAUGUUGUCGAGCCGGGCCGUCUCCAUUAUUGCCAAAGAAGUAGUCAGCUGCGCUGUCCUUUCACCUGUCAUGCAACUUCUUUCAGAGCCAGACACUUGGAAUCAGAUUAUGGAAAACAUGGGUCGCUCGAUGCUGCAGGAUCGAUCAACAGUUCGCAGGCUGAGAGCUGCCCUUGACCAACACGCAUCGCCUACACCCCGGACUCUCAAAGCUUCCGCAGCCCCCCGCAUAUCAUCCGGGGACAGCGAACGCAAAUUCGAAAAGUUUAUUCGCGCCAUUCGCAAGGUGAACAACUUAUCGGAUGCCCGCCGCUUCAGAAACGAGGUCGCCAGCCAACUCAAACGAGACUCCGUGGAGGAUAACUCCGACCAGGUCUACCUUCGCCGAUUAGAGAUGGGUAAGAGGCUGCUGGAUCAGCGAGUGGCCCAUUUGGCGGCAGGUGGAGAGAGAGCCAGCCACAUGUCUGCUUCGAAUCUACCAAGAACGGUCAGGUCGUCUUCCGCAUCUAGACUUGAGAAUGCUGGACUGGUGGAGCUCCUACGAGAUUCCGCUGGUCUUUCCUAUUUCAUGGAAUAUAUGGACCGUCAAAAGAUGAUGACUCUUGUGCAGUUCUGGCUGGUGGUUGAUGGUAUUCGAAAUCCGCUUGAAGACGAUGGACCUGAUAACGAAGCACUUCCUUCCAACUUGCCCAUGUGGAAAGACUCGGACCGACUUGAUUUGCGCCAGAUCCAGCAGGCAUACAUGUCAAAGUCAGAACUGCGCGUGCCCGCGUCGUCGCAGGCCAAUGUCAACGACUUUUUGCAAGCAGGAAAGGCUGCCACACCGGCGCAAUACUUCAAGGCGCGCAGAUCGAUUUUGCAAGUACAGAGCAUGGCUUUGGACACGAUGAAGAACCAGUAUUUCCAGGCCUUUAAAAAGUCAGAUCUGUAUUACAAGUGCCUGGCGUCGCAAGAAACAACCACUAUUGCGCAAUCAGCACCUAUGGCCUUGUCAGCAUCCGAUAUGGGCACACCACACCUGUCGAGUGGACGCUUACACAGCAGAACGCCCAAGCCGAAAUCACUGGCGCGUCUCAACCCGAUUACACGAAGGGCCGGUUCAGCGUCAGACCUCACAUCCAAUUACGGCCAGAGCGAUGCCACUGGCCCGCUGGUUGCUAGUAGAAGAUCAUUGGAUGAGGAUGGCGGUAACGCUCUGUUUGACGAUGACGAAUUCGAGCAUGACAAUAUGGCUGACUCAAAUCCCAACAUUGAACAAGAAGAUCAUCACAACAGACCUGAUACACAGGCAGUACAGGCGGUCGAACAAGCUUUGAAUAACAUCAUGGAGGAUGAUCGACCCCAGACAGCUGCAGAUCUACGAGCCUCGCUUUUUACAAGUGAUGACAAUCUUGGAGGAGGUGGCUCCAGUGGCCUCUUUGGAGAUGACGAGGACUCAAAUCGAGGCUCUAUGGAUGCUGGUCGGCCAGCCGCCGGGAAAGGAGACAAACCCAGCUUAUCGUCUCUGGGCCUGGUGAGCGCAGCGUCACGAAUUGGUGUUUUUGUAGACGACGAUCUCUUUGCAGACGAGGACAAACAUUUAUCGGAUGAGAGAGAAGACACGGGCAACGACGAGGAUAUCGAUGACGAGGACGAGGUCCACGCUGCUGCGCCAGGUGACCUUGGUCUUGCCGAGGCCAUUACGGUACUGACCAAUGACAUUGACCGUCUGACGGCACAAGAAGCCAUUGUGGAUUCCUUGACAAGAAAAGCCGAAUUAACCAAUAAUACCGCUGAACUACGGAUUCUGUACAAGUCGAAAGCCAGUCUACAUCGAGAAAUCCGACGCAAAGAGCUUCAGCGUCGGCAGUACGUGGUUCAGGAGAGCGACAACAGUCUGUAUGGACGAUCGACUGUCAAGAUCAAGUCUAUCCAAGUUGGGCGCGAAGAAGACGGCAGGGAAUUCGCGCUGUACGUUAUUGAAGUGCAGCGCGAUGCGGGUGAGCAGAUGCCUGCGGCGUCAUGGGUGGUGGCACGACGGUACAGCGAGUUUCAUGAUCUGCACUCAAAGCUGCGUUCCAGGUAUCCGUCAGUGCGGAAUCUCGAUUUUCCCGGAAGGAGAGUGGUGAUGAAAUUCCAGAGCGAGUUUCUACGCAAGAGACGAGUUGCGCUGGAAAAGUAUCUACAAGAGCUUCUGCUGUUGCCGGACGUGUGCCGGAGCCGGGACUUGCGCGGCUUCUUGUCCGAGAGUGCUAUCACACAGGGGGAAAACCUGCUUGACAGAGAGGACAGAAAGGAUCUUGUGAGUCGACUGUAUGAUUCUGUUACAGAUGGGAUGGAUGAUAUUCUGGGCAACAUACCGGUGCUGGAUCAGAUUUCGGUGGCUGGCCAAAACCUGAUUUCGGCGGCGACCAGCCAGCUCAACUCGGGACCACUGCUCCCGAGCGAGGAGUCCUUCCCGGCAGCUGAAGCAGAAGCAGAGUUGAACGCUUUUGAGAGCAAGGAGCUGGAACCGUUCAUCAAGCCAAUCUGUGAUAUUUUCCUGGAAGUGUUUGAGCUCAACCGUGGGAAUAAUUGGCUACGAGGCAGAGCGGUGGUGGUGGUGCUUCAGCAGCUGUUGGGAGGCACGGUUGAACGCAAAGUACGGGAUACUUUCAAGAUGUUGGUGCAAGAGGAACCGCUGCUACGGUAUAUUGGGCUGCUUCGGGACAACGUGUGGCCGAAUGGACAGCUGGUACGAGACAGGAAGGCGCGAAGUGCGACGGAGAAGAGGAAGACGCGGACAGAGGCGAGCCUGAUGCUGGCAACGCUGGUGCCCGACUUGGCAGGCAGCGUGGUUGGGCGGGCGAAUGCGCAGGCAGCAAGCCGACGGCUUUUUGCUACCUUUAACAACCCGAGACUCAAGCAAGUACAAGCGAUGUUGUGGAUGACGAGGGACGUUGGCUAA